This is a messenger RNA of Culex quinquefasciatus (southern house mosquito), 2174 nucleotides long. RefSeq names its product ATP-binding cassette sub-family G member 4. Gene Ontology annotation, cellular component: plasma membrane. Gene Ontology annotation, molecular function: ATP binding; ABC-type transporter activity; ATP hydrolysis activity. The record is from RefSeq and is a predicted model, not a curated record. The transcript has 6 exons. Lineage: Eukaryota; Metazoa; Arthropoda; Insecta; Diptera; Culicidae. The coding region runs from base 170 to 1957 and encodes 595 amino acids.
CUGUUCAGUUACAGUUUCGACGUUGUUCAGUGGUGGUGUGGUGAUAUGUGCGAUAUUUGAUCACGGUAGUAGGAACGCAAUUUAUUAACGUUUAUUUUAAAUCUAAAUUCAACACACCAAGUAGAUAUCAUUAUAGAGCUUGACACCGUGACGCCCUCAUCAACUCAUCAUGACGCCCUCGUGCAACGAUCCCGCCGAAGUGGUCAUUCCCCUGCUCGACUUCUCCACGACGCUCGCCUUCAACAACCUCAACUACACGGUUCAGCAGGGUUCCACCAGCAAGACCCUCCUCAGCAACGUGUCCGGAUCGUUCCGGUCGGGACGCCUGGUGGCGAUCCUCGGCCCGUCCGGCGCCGGCAAGUCCACCCUGCUGAACGUGCUCAGCGGAUUCAAGGCCAAAGGUGUCAAGGGUCAAAUACUGAUCAACAAUGAGGUGGUCGAUCGUCAACGGUACCGUCAGCUGGUGGCUUACAACGCGCAGGACGUCAAGCUGCUGCCGAACAUAACCGUUGAGGAGACGCUGCGUUAUACGGCGGAUCUUAAGAUGAGUUCAAAGGUAUCGAGCAGCGUGAAGAAGACCACGAUCAACGGGAUCGUGAAGCUGCUGGGGCUAGAAAAUUGUACCAAGACCCAGGCCAGAUUGCUGUCUGGAGGUGAGAAGAAGCGGCUGUCGAUCGGUCAGGAGUUGGUGUCCAAUCCGAGGAUCCUGUUCUUUGACGAACCGACUAGCGGGUUGGACAGCGAGUCUUCGUACCAGGUGAUCUCGUACAUGAAGGAUCUCGCAAAGCAGGGUCGAUGUGUGAUCAGUGUGAUUCAUCAGCCAAGUUCGGAACUUCUUGAGCUGUUUGACGACAUCUACCUUGUUGCGGGAGGUCACUGUCUGUACCGAGGAUCGCUGGAAAAUCUCAUCCCAACGCUGUCCGAGGUGGGAUUCGUGUGCCCGCAGUACUACAACCGGGCGGAUUUUGCAAUCAAAAUCGCGUCCAGAUCUAACCCCGAAAUGGAAAAGGUUGACCAGCUCAUCCGCCUCAUGGAGCUCGACACCAACUCCGACCAAAAUGGCAACAAACGUCCCGACCGUCUCAGCCCCAAACCGCUUGACGAGAACGAAACCCGCUCGCAGUACCCAAUCUCGCAGUGGCGCCAAUUCGCGAUCCUCACCCGCAGAACCACCCUCGGAACGAUUCGCAACUUCACCCUAACCGUGCUCCGGUUCAUCGGCCACCUGUUGUUCGGCCUAAUCAUCGGCACCGUCUACUACGACAUCGGUAACGACGGCGCUAAAAUCCUGUCCAACAUCGGGUUCAUCAUGCUGACGCUGCUGUUUAUCGUGUUUGCCAACGCAAUGUCCGUCGUGCUCACCUUCCCCCUCGAGAUGUCCGUCUUCAUCCGCGAGUACAAAAGCAACAGCUACUCGAUCGUGGCCUACUUCUGCUCGAAGAUCGUCGCCGAUUUCCCACUCAUGCUGGCCGGGAUCACCCUCUUUCACGGCACGGCCUACUACAUGACGGGACAGAUCAACGAGCCGGGCCGCGCGGCCUGUUUCUGGGCGAUGUGCGUCGGAAUGGGUUGGUUCGCGCAGGUUUACGGACUGCUCGGGGGGAGCAUCUUCCCCAUCGAGGUCAGUCCGUUCAUCAUUCCGGUGACGAUGCUGCCGGGGGUGUUGUUCUGCGGGUUCUUCAUCCGGUACGACGAGCUGUUUGCGGCGUUUCAGCCGUUGACGUUUGUGUCGCCGUUUAGGUUUACGUUCGAGGGAGCUUCGCUGGCGCUGUACGGGUUUGGGAGGAAGGAUCUGGGUUGUAGUGAGAUGUUUUGCUACUACCGGAAGGCGGCGAAGAUUUUGGACAUGCUGGAUAUGAAGGACGAGAACUUUUGGAUCGAUGUCGGGGGGUUGGUGACGAUCAUAGUGCUGUUGCACGUGGCGUUGUACAUUAGUUUGAGAAUGAGGUUACGAUGAUUUCAUUUUAAACAUACUUUUUUUGGUAUCUAAAAGCAAGGAAUGCAAUAGGUGUUGAACAUUACCAUCACAACUUAUGAGCAUCACAAAACAUUAAAAGCUAAGGGAUAAAAGAUUAAAACUGUAGCUUUUUGUCAAUAGUUUUCCUUCAUAUAUUGUUCUUUGGAGUGCCUUAACUAUCUCUGUGAUACUAUAGUGUUCUGUAGUAAUUCGUUAC